Lactuca saligna is the source of this 1196-nucleotide messenger RNA. NCBI's taxonomy places the organism in Eukaryota, Viridiplantae, Streptophyta, Magnoliopsida, Asterales, Asteraceae. The record is from the annotation of a GenBank genome assembly.
CGACGAAAAGGAAAGAAGAAAUCUGAAAGUCAAUUAAAGAGGCGUUCGAUUCCACGUGUACUCUCUUUUCUCUUUCUUUCGUCUUCUCACCGAUGAAUCCAGCUUAGCUACUUCUUCCCAACAUCGACUCUCAAACCCUAAAUUCAAAUCCCAAUUCUUCAAAUUAUCAAUUCUACAAUUCUUCAACUCUUUAAUCUUCUCCUCGUCCACAACCAAUGCUCUGCUCCAAGUCAUCCAAAUGGCUAAACCGCCUUCGUUCAUCCAGAGGAUUUCCAGACUCCGAUCACAUCAACCUUGAACACUUCCUCUCCAAUUCCCUCAACAAAAUUGAUCCCCAAACGUCGACGGAUCCUUCGCUUCCCGAUAAAAGACCCAAACUUGACAAACGGGAUGAUAGUGGAGAUAUCCAAGGUCGUGAAGUCAUGAAUAAUGUACUAUCGGAGCUGUUUCAGAUGGGAGAAUUUCAUGAUUUAUCGAGAAUUAAAAGGAAAAAGAGCUGUAGGAAGCAACAGUGCCCUAGAAUCUGUGUUGUUUCUACAAAUUCGGAUGCUCAGAACGUGCCUGUUGGAAAGGACAGGGUUUCCUCGCCACCGCCGUCACCGUCGCCGUCGCCAUUUCCGUUGGUUUUAAGCAAUCGACGUACAGCAAAGGAAGUCAAUCGAGAGUUGAAGGUGACUGGACAUGUUGAGGAGGAGGAGAAAGGCCAUUGGGAUCUAACAGCGUAUUCGCAAACAGAGGUUACUGUUAUCGAUACGAGUGUUCCAUCUUGGAAAUUCGAGAAGAUGUUGUACAGGAGAAAGAAUGUAUGGAAGGUUGGGGAUAAGAAAGGUAAGGGAUUAAUGACCAGUGACAGAAAGAAGAGAAAGGAGAGUCUGAAUGAGAAAGGUGAUGUAGAGAAGAAGAAAUCGAAGCUGUGUAGUUCAUCAUCCAAGUCGGGAAAUGCAGAACAAGGCGGAGAGAAUAAAAAGAAAAAGAAGAAGAAGAAGAAAAAGAAGUUGAAGAUGUGCAAUUCAUCGAAGUAUGAAGGUAAAGAAGAAUCCAUGGCUCGAUCAAAGUCCCCUCAGGGACACGAAAAAGCCAAGACAAUGGUGGCAAACCAUGAAAAGAAACAGGAUAAUUCUAGCCAUGUGCAAGAAAAGAGUUCCUUUAAGAAACAGAUAGAUGGAGGAAAUAGUACAAGUCUUGAUACGUUUUGA